AUUUCAUAUAUCUGAGUAAGAUGACAGAUUACCUGAGGGCUGUGAUUGAAACCCAACUAAUUGGAGCAUUUAGAGUGGCAAUAACAAUGCCUUUAGAACAUGUUUUAGAUAGAAUCAAGACAUACAAAUAGUCAAGAUAAGGAAUAACAUAUUUAUAAGUAUAUAUAUAAUUAUAGUAUUUAAGAGUUUUAGAGAAAUAAAGGGUGCACGAGGAUAUAUGGGAUUGUAUGAUGGUUUCUAUCCAAGUUUUCUUAGAAACAUGUUUAAAUAAUACUAUAGAUGGCCGAUGAUGAUAUUUAUUCCAUCAUUUCUAAAAGAGCAUAUUCAUAAUUGUUCUUUAAACAAGAUUUUAACAGGAAUAUCAAUAGGUAUGUUCGAGAGUUGUUUGAUAACACCUUUUGAGAGAUUAAAGACAUUAAAAAUGACAACGAUGUCGACUGGAUUUGGAUAUUUGAAAUACAUAAAUUUAGAAUCAAUAUAUGUAGGAUUUCGGAUUCAGACUGCAAGAUAAGUAGUAUCAUGGACAAAUUAUUUAUAUUGGGAUCAUAAAAUUAGAUAUGCAUUAAAGGAAGAUCCAUCAUAAAAAUUAAGUGUAGUGAAUGUAUUAAUAGCUUCAACUGUUUCAAGUGUGUUGAAUAUAAUGGCAGGUUAAAUAUCAAUAUUAAUUCAUAGUACAUCCAAUUGAUACAUUAAAGACAUUAGUACAAAUGGAAUCAAAUAAAGUUUAUAGAUCAAUUUCAUUGAUGUAAGCGUUUCAGUUGUUAUUUUAAUAACAUGGUCUAUCUGGUCUAUAUGCAGGUUGGCAAGCAAGAAUAAUAGCAUACUUUUGUUAGGCUACUUUAACAACUCCAACAAUAGAUUAUUUAGAAAGACAUUAUGGAAUAGCAAAAAGAAAUGAUAAAUGAUUUUAUG
Paramecium sonneborni is the source of this 912-nucleotide messenger RNA. The record is from the annotation of a GenBank genome assembly. NCBI's taxonomy places the organism in Eukaryota, Ciliophora, Oligohymenophorea, Peniculida, Parameciidae.